CAAAAUUUAGACCUUUGCGAUUUUGGGUUCCGCAAGUGAAUCAACGGAGAAGCUUUUCUCAAGAAUUGAAGCACUCAAGACUAUGGCAAAAGAGAUGUAUUCUUGUAUUUUCCAUGGAAGAAGGUCUUUGGAGUUGCAGAAAUGGCGUAGCUUUUUCCAAAAAAGAUCUGCUUUUUCCAAUUCCUUCUCCUCUGUUGCUAGUGUUGCACAUUUGAGUCCUAGAGAUGGUCGAAAAGGUAAGAACUUUACAGUCUCUUACCUCGUUGAUUCAUUGGGUUUAACCACAAAAGUCGCAGAAUCAAUCUCAAGGAAGGUUAGCUUUGAGGACAAGUGUAAUCCUGAUUCUGUUUUGAGUCUUCUUAGGAGCCAUGAGUUCACAGAUUCUCAGAUUUCCAACAUCAUUAAGAUGUAUCCACUAUUGCUUAUAGCAGAUGCUGACAAGUCAAUUGGUCCCAAGCUUCAGUUUUUGCAGUCCAGAGGAGCUUCAAGCUCUGAGCUCACUCAGGUUGUUUCUAAAGUUCCGAAAAUAUUGGGGAAGAGAGAGGGCAAAUCUAUUAGCAGAUACUAUGAUUUCAUCAAAGUCAUUAUAGAAGCUGAUAAGAGUUCCUCCAAGUAUGAAAAGUUAUGUCAUUCUUUGCCAGAGGUUAGUAGGCAGGAUAAUAAAAUCAGAAAUGUUUUGGUUCUGAGAGAAUUGGGUGUGCCUCAGAGGUUGUUAUUCUCCUUGCUCAUCUCUGAUAGUGGACCUGUAUGUGGAAAAGAAAAAUUUGAAGAAUCCCUCAAGAAGGUUGUCGAGAUGGGUUUUGAUCCAACCACUUCGAAGUUUGUCAAAGCUCUCCAUGUCUUUUACCAAAUGAGCGAAAAAACAAUAGAAGAAAAACUCGAUGUCUACAAAAGGUUAGGCUUUUCUGUGGAAGAUGUAUGGGUAAUCUUCAAAAAGUGGCCUUGCUCUUUGAAAUUCUCAGAGGAAAAGAUAACUCAGACGAUUGAAACCUUGAAGAUGUGUGGUCUGGACGAAAACGAAGUCCUUCAAGUGCUGAAGAAGUAUCCGCAAUUCAUACGUAUUUCAGAGCAGAAGAUAUUGAGCUUAAUUGAAACAUUUUUAGGUGUAGGAUUCAGUAGAGAUGAAUGUGUGAUGAUAGUCAAGGGAUUUCCUAUGUGCUUUGGAUUGUCUGCAGAGACGGUGAAAAAGAAGACUGAGUUUCUGGUGAAGAAGAUGAAUUGGCCACUAAAGUCUGUGGUUUCGAACCCUGCGGGACUUGGAUACAGCUUGCAGAAGAGGAUUGUUCCAAGGUGUAAUGUAAUCAAAGCUCUCAUGUCCAAAGGAUCGCUUGGAAGUGAACUCCCUUCAGUGGCUUCUGUCUUGGCAUGUACCGAUCAGGCGUUCUUAAACAGGUUCAACAAUAUCCUUACGGUUUUGAAGAAUCCCUUAAGAAGGUUGUUCACAUGGGUUGCUCUGCAAAUUGUUUUAUGGAUGGAGUGACAAAAACAUAGAAGAAAAGGUCAAUGUCUGUAAAAGUUUAGGCUUUGGUGUGGGGGAAUGUUCAAGAAGUGGCCAAACUCUCUGAAACUAUCGGAGAAGAAGAUAUUGAAGUCCAUUGAAAAUUCAACAUAUAUGUGUUCGCGAUGAUGGUUAAACACUUUCCUCGGUAUCUUGAUUUAUCUGCAGAGACGGUGAAGAGGAUUAUAGAGUUUCUAGUGAAAGCUCUCUCGUCCAAAGGAUUGCUAGGAAACAGAGAAAACAAAUCCAUAUUCUAAUA
Molecule: messenger RNA, 1757 nt
Organism: Arabidopsis arenosa
Lineage: Eukaryota; Viridiplantae; Streptophyta; Magnoliopsida; Brassicales; Brassicaceae
Source: the annotation of a GenBank genome assembly